This is a messenger RNA of Medioppia subpectinata, 1581 nucleotides long. The record is from the annotation of a GenBank genome assembly. Lineage: Eukaryota; Metazoa; Arthropoda; Arachnida; Sarcoptiformes; Oppiidae.
AUGACGCUUUACAUUAGAGAUAUGGAGCCGAACCUAACCUCUAACUUGCUUUCAGAGCUUCCAGUUAAGUUACUUCGAAAACUCAAACCUCGCGUUCAAUUGAUUUUGGGUGAAAGUGUGGAUCGGAGUGGUGUCCGGUUGUGUGCACACAAUCCAGUGGUGACUCUGACCGGUGCCGACAAAAGCGGUGUCAAAUCGGGCGCAGAUGUGGUCAGUGCUGUUCCCCACGCUAUCAAUGAUAUUCCAAAGCAAAGCAAUACAUUGAAUACAUGCAAAAGCAAUAGCACUGAAAUACGGCCCAACAUGACUACCAUUACCAGUAAUAACCGUAUGAUUGCCCCCAAACCUAUCGCAACCACUUCUUCCAUUCCCAUCAGACCCGAGACCAUCGCCGACAAAGUACUCAAAAAGAUUGAAUUGUAUUUUGGCUCAAACUUAGAUAAAACCCAAACUGUAAUCAUAACCACUUCCGCGGACUCUUCGGUCAAUUCAACCAUAUCUGGCGCUAAAUAUGGCAUAAAUAAAAUGAUUCCCAUAAAUAGUCACAUAGCGUUAGUUACCUCUCCAGACGGCACAUCCAUGUUAGCGGUUCCCAUGUCUUCAUUGGUGGCAAAGGGAAACGUCAACAUCAAGUCAUCCGUAACCCCGGUUUCUAUCAGUUCUGCGGCUUUGAAGUCCAAACCUCCGAUUAUUACGCCCUUAAAGAUACUUCCGUUGAUGGCGUCGACCACUUCUUCGGCAGCGAUUUCGGUGCCGUCGAUAUCCCACUCCAAGAAUGUCCAGACACUGAUAGCGCCCGCAUCGGUGGCCAUCAAUAAAGGACUCACUAACCAAUCGUUCACAUCCACUAACACUGGUCUCACAUUAAUCCCGACCACUAUUUCCAAAAUUGUCUCUUCGGGUGAACUACUUUCAGAAAGCACUGUCCCAUCCGUUGUCGCAAACACUUCCAGUCACACAAACAAAGAAGAGACAGCUGUUAAAACCGAAGACAAAUCCCAGUCACCACUUCCUCCUCCACUUUUGGCUCAAAACAUGUCCAAAUUCGUCGACUCGGAAUUUGAGAUCACUUCCGGGCAAAACUCCGAUUCCAUCCUUCCAUUCCAUAAUUUGGAUCACAGAAUCCAUUUCCUUGAUUCCGUGUUUGAAUUGAUGUUCGGGUUUAUGGCCACCGAUGUUAAGGCUGGAGGCGUUAUGUUUGCGACAACGAAUGGAACAGUGCUUUCUGAGAGAAGUUCACCCGAAGAGACAAUUUUGGAAAUAGUGGUCGGGAUUAACGUGAGACCAGUGUUAGUGGAUGUGAACGAUUGGUUAGUGAGUCCUUUAUUGAUGGCCACCGAUGCGGGCGCUAUCAGUGUCUGGACAUUCUUGGAGUGGGAUAUCGACGGCACCGAAAUCGCUGUCGAAGAAGUGGUCGACGCCAUCAACGGAAGUAUCUUUAAGGGCGUAAUAAUCGGAGGUUUGGAUUUCAAAGCCGCAGAACUGAUAGAAACCGGGGUUACGGAUGACUUGAUGUUGACGUUUCCCUUUGCCACCAAUGAAGACAUGGGAACCGCUAACAUGGAUGUGCCGUCUGGAGAG